Molecule: messenger RNA, 5701 nt
Organism: Malurus melanocephalus (red-backed fairy wren)
Lineage: Eukaryota; Metazoa; Chordata; Aves; Passeriformes; Maluridae
Gene: ARMC9
Product: armadillo repeat containing 9
Exons: 26
Coding region: 103-2577 (824 amino acids)
Biological process (GO): cilium assembly
Cellular component (GO): ciliary tip; centriole; ciliary basal body
Molecular function (GO): protein binding
Source: RefSeq, a predicted model, not a curated record
GGCGCGGGGGAGAGGCCGCGGUUGCCGGGGCGACACCGGAGGCGGCUGAGGGGAGAUCGGGACAGCUUAAUCAGCGAUGAGAAGUAGCAGCARCGCUUAGCAAUGGGUGAUGUUUUAGCGUACGAAGCUGAGCUACUUGGACUAGUGAAAGAGUAUUUGGAUUUUGCAGGAUUUCAAGAAACAGUGAAAGUACUCAAAAAGGAGUGUAAAAUAAAAGGGAAGCCAUURCGUAAACCAGGAGAUAGUUCCUCRAAAGAAUCAUUGCCUGUUCAGGAAGAUCUGCUCACAGCAUUUGAAAAUGGYGAUCAGAAAGUUUUCUUCCAGCUCUGGGAGGACCAUAUUUUGUCUUCAGUCCAUGACAGUGAUCAAGUUGUUCAGAACCUCGAGUUCUAUCUCCACAUAUACUUUGCCACCUUCCUCUUGAAACAAACUAUGGGAAAGCCUGACAAAGCUGAACUUGAGGAAAGGAUUUCUCAUUUUAAGGCAUACCUGGAAACAAAAGGAGCUGCACUGAGCCAGACUACAGAGUUUCUUCCCUUCUAUGCUUUGCCUUUUGUUCCAGACCCCAUGGUACAUCCUUCAUUUAAAGAACUUUUCCAGGAUUCUUGGACAUUGGAUUUAAGGACAAGAUUGGAAAAGUUCCUGUCUGUGACUCUGAGAGCCAGACAGACUCCACGGCUUCUCACUAUAUUUAAGGAGAGUGGACAAUACAACAAAGAAAUGAUGCAACAUCUUCAUCAACAGUUAGUGCAGUCUGAGCACAAAUAUAUGACCUACCUGAAACGAUUUAACAAAUUGCAGGUGGACUACCAUAAUCUCCUUGGAGUCACUGCAGAGCUGGUGGAUUCUUUGGAGGCCACAAUCAAUGGCAAGAUGAUCACACCAGAGUAUCUUCAAAGUGCUUGUGUUUGCUUGUUUAGCAAUCAGAUGAARCAAUCUGUAGCACACAGCUUUGACUUCACGAGGCCUGGAAGUGGAUAUUACUCUAUGAGCCCUUGUGAUGACGGAUAUACUUCCACAUUGUUAAGAGCAUCUUUAGCCUCUGUGAAGAUGUACGAUGUGCCAUUGUUGCCUUCUUUGGAUUAUGAGAAGCUGAAGAAAGAUUUGGUUACAGGGAAUGAUCGUCUCAAGGCCUUCCUACUGCAGGCUCUGCGCUGGCGCUUGACAACAUCAUAUCCUGGAGAGCAGAGAGACACUGUCAUGCAAGCCUACAUCAGUAAUGACCUCCUAGACUGCCACAGCACCUGUCAGAGAAGCGUCCUGCAAUUAUUAUAUUCUAAGAGUGAGGUAGUCAGACAGUAUAUGGCAAGGCUCAUCAAUGCUUUUGCUUCACUGAUAGAAGGUCGUGGCUACCUUUCUCAGAACCCAACAGUGCUGCGAAUGCUGGAGGACAGACUGAAAGCUGAAGACAAGGAUUCGCUUACAUGGGAGAAUGUUCUGGGGGCUCUGCAGAAAUUCAGCCUCAGGCGUACACUGCAGACGGCAAUGAUCAAAGAUGGGCUCAUUUUCUGGCUGGUUGAUGUUCUAACAGACACAGAUUGCCUGUCUGAUUACACCCUGGAGUAUUGUGCUGCCUUGCUCAUGAAUCUUUGUCUGCGAAGUGCAGGGAAGGAAAUGUGUGCAAGGAUCCCAAACGACGUGCUCAAAGUUCUUUCUGAGCUUCUUGGCCAUGAGAAUCCUAAGAUCCAGUCAUAUGUGAAUGGAGUACUGUACAGUAUCCUGGCCAUCCCUUCUGUCCGAGAAGAAGCCAAAGCAAUGGGAAUGGAAGAAAUUCUGCGCUGCUUUAUCAAGGAAAGAAAUGAAGAGAUGGUUCGACAGAUGGAAUUUGUUAUCAAGCAACUCAAUUCAGAAGAGCCAUUCAAUAGUAUUGUGUCUGAGGAUGAAGAGGAAGAGGAGGAUGAGGAUGAGGACCGUGAUGUGCUGGAGCCUGAUCUGGAYAAAGAUGAGGUUUUGCUGCCACAGCUGGGAGAGCUUUCAGGAGAGAAACUGCUAACAACUGAGUACUUGGGAAUAAUGACUCACACUCCAAAAACUAAGAAGAAGCAAUUUGCUGGUGUCCGUCAGAGUAUAGAUGAGCCUCUCCAGAGACCUGUGACACCAGGUUAUCACCGAACAGCCUAUCUAAUGCCUGAGAACGAUGCCAGUUCUUGUCACGAUAGGGAUGAGAAGCUGCAGUCUCCACCGAGUGCUCAUUCUCCCAUUUGUGGUGGGAGCCAGUCCAGCAUUUCUGACCUCUGCAUUUCCCCUUCACGUAAGGAUGCAGUUGAACUGAAGUCAUCUGAAAUAUUCUCAUCAGGCCACAGAGUGGACCAACACAGCCCAGCAGUUGAUGCCUUGUCUUCUGGAUCUGCUGACUUYGCUGAGGACAAAGUAGAUGGUCAAUCACAUAGCGAGUUUGCCUCAGCCUUCACCAGCAAACCCAAGAUCCCUCGCACUCCUGAAGUGCACAGCACCAGCCCUAGRAAGGUCACAGGCAUUGCCCCCCAGUUCUCUCAGUCUGCACCCCAACAAAGCCAUCCCAGCUCUGCAGGAUCAUCCAACAGGAGUAGAUGGAGCAGACAGUCCUACAGGAAGUGAGAACAGUUCCUUUCCUCGAGAAUCACCUGUCACAUUGUGGAAGGACAGAGCCAGCUUCCUGUAAUGAGCUUUACUGGUGACCUGCAGAGGACAGUGAGGUCGUUGACAUCGCAGGCCUCGCACGGGGAUUCAGGAUUAUCUGAUGGGAUGUGUCUGUGGUCUCUAAAGCUGGCUAAGACAAGGGCCUUGUUAUUGCAAUUYGAGGUCUCAGCAGCAGCCCAGGACUGACAUGGGAGAUGGAUAUUCUCUGAUAGUUUACUCUGAAGUGACAUUGCCACCUUGAGAAGAAACUUUUGCYCUCUGCCUUCUGUGUCAGUAUAAAUGGCCUUUGGAGACAGGAUGUAGGGCUCAGCCCAGGAGUCUUAUGAAGAAAUUGUCUUUUUUACAUAUUGCUUGCUGAAGCAGCCAGCCAAUUGCUUUUUUUUAAAUUAUGCCUUUAUGACUGGGUUGGGAGAUACCUGUGUUCAAAGGAUCUGCAUGAGGAGGGACCAGUGGCUGCCACAUGUGCAGAGUGUUCGGGCCCAGAGCAGUCCUGUGUGGGGUGAGAUCUGUAUGGCCUCCAGACUGCAGAGGAGGUAUUUCAUAAACUUCUGGUUGACUUGUAGCAGAUGAAAAACACUGUUACAAUUCCCCAAGCAGCAUUCGUGCUCAUUUCUGGGGUCUUUAUCUGCAGCAAUUACUCCUAUUCCUUCUUUCUGUGUUCUUUUUCUUAAUUCAACUGUUUAACAUUUGUUGAAUGAAAAAUCUAUUUUUUCCCACUGGAAUGAAGAGUUUUCCUUCUUCAUUCAUAGAAGAAACCAUGAGAAUGUGAACAAAUCAGAAGCGACUUUCUCUUUUCAUGUAGCUGUGGUCCAUCUUCUUUGGCCUUUGUUGCUUUUUUAUGUUCUUCACUUUAUAGCAAUGACUGUUUAUGUCUUUAUGGAAUUUGUGCUGGUCUUUGGUGCAUAUGAAGUGCUAACUAGGCAAAAGAGAUCAGGAAUCCCUCCACUAAAUAAAAAGGCAGCAGUUAAUUCUGCCAGUGAAUUACAAAGCCARUGCUGUUUGUUGUUCUUUCUCUCAACAGUAACAGUGACCAGAAAACACUGAAGUCUUCAAUGGGGGAUGUCUUUUCAGUAACACCCCCUUGUGUGACAGCUGUUGGGACACAUAAAUGCAGUUUACAUUGGAACUUGGCUGCUGYUGAGGCAGAGAUGUACAAAAAGCAGGCAGUGUAUUUGCCAUAGUCAGAUUCAGAAACAAAUGCUUUAAUGUGUGUGAAAAGGUAAGGCUUGGUUUUGGGGUUUCACCUUGAGAACAAAUGAGUGGAACACAGCCUGAAAAGUAAAGCAACUCCCACAGUGACACUGCCUUCCCCUGAAGAGUUGUAAAGCCAUUUCCAUAGAGCCAGAAGAGAGUUUUGUGCUUCUGACAAGACCUGGAAUUGAAGCUCUUGCUCUGUGGUGGCAGCUGAAGAGCCAAGGCCACUGAUGUGAUUGCGUGAGACCCACUGAGAUCAGUGAUGCUGUGUCAGAUGUUUGCAAAAAGGGCUUCCACACACAGGUUCAGGAAACCCCUUUGGAUGGACUUUAAAUUGGAAUGGGAGUGUUUUGUACCUUAAAAUCCAGUGAAUUCAUGUGGAAGUUACAAUUCAAUACUCAGUGACAUGUGUCCAACACCAAGCAGGCAGAGUAUGGGCAUUGUAUUCCGAACUACACAGGACAUGAAGAGACUGUAGGCACUUGAUAGCCCCUGUCACACAGAUCCCCAUGGCAAAGAAGUCAGAGAAAAUACCUGACCCAUGCUUAGAUUCACCUGCCUCCUCUGAGAACAACUCAUAAACACAACUGGGAAUGGGAAAUGUCCUCUGGUUCACAAAAGGGCAGUUAUGGAAAACAGCCAUAAAAGCUUUCCAGGGCAGGCAGAAUUUCCUCUGAAAUUCUGUUUUUUUUCCAGUAUGUGACAUCAAUGGCCAAGCUKUUAACACUGACAUGCUAAGCAGUUCAUUUGCAUACAUGGACAACUCAGAAUGCUCCAGCAGCUGUUUUAUUCAUCUUACAGCCGUGCUGAGUUUCACGUAGCAGAUCGGAUUCUGUGAGAUGGAGAGCAGCUUUUGAAAAGUAUAGAGUGCAGACUUAUUUUUUUUGUGAGGGGGAACAACACCCCAAAAUUUCACUGAUUUUAUGAGUUGAGGUAAAAGCUUUAUCACCCCUUGUCAGACACCUGAAGGUGGUUGUUAGGCAUGGCUACUACUGCUCCAGCAUGUUAAGAUUCAUGAAAACCAAAAUGCAUAUUGCUGAGUUGGAUUGAAAGGAACAAACUCAAGUGUGUGUGCUUGUGUGUUUCUUACUCAGACUUCUUGCARUUCAGGACUCAAUAUGAACAGUUUCCCAUGCUCAACUCUUAGAUGUUCUGGCAUGUGAGUGUGGAGUUUUAAAUCCAAGACUAUUUUUGUAUUAAUGCAUGAGAGAUUUCCAAAUACCUGACAGAAACUAUGGAUGUACUCAGAAAUGUUCUCAGCUGAGCAGUCAUUUGAGAGGCCGAGGAAAUAACAUGUCCUCCUUUUCUCUGUCUUAUUCACAAAAAAAGCCCCUGUGAUGCCAGUCAGAAGAUUUGAAGCUAAUGAGAAAUGUCAGUUCUGCCUUUGUUCAUAGGACACSACUGCUGAGGGUGGAAAGGUCCCUGAAUGGAGGUCAGUAGCACACACAUGGCAAAUUCGGCACCUCGCUCUGAAAAGUUGCUGGGUGUCUUUUGUGUGUGCCACGAGGAGGCAGCUGCUAGAUUCAACACCCCCCUGAGGAAUUCAUAACCAAAGCAGUGGAAAUUGCUGUCCCGGUGGGAGGGGUGUGAUUGUAUUUAGAGUGACUGUAAUUUCUUUCACAAAAAGCAAAUACGGUUAUUGCAAAUGACACACAGAUCUGCAAGGGAAGUUUUUCCGGGACCAAAGUCCUGCGUGGUGCUACCAUGYCUUUUGGAUGUAACUUUUGUAUAUUCAGUGUAAUUUUGUUUAUGGACAGUUACUUGAGACUAAUUGCAUAAGUCUAUUYUAAAGUUUGCAUAGAGGGCUUAUUCUGUACAAGUGCUGUAUAAUUAUCCAUCAGCAAUGAGAUAAAAAUGCUCCUAAAGGGUUUUUUUCUUUCUCUUUUUG